Messenger RNA from Cylicocyclus nassatus, 1044 nucleotides. Lineage: Eukaryota; Metazoa; Nematoda; Chromadorea; Rhabditida; Strongylidae. The record is from the annotation of a GenBank genome assembly.
AUGGACUACAACCCCUGGGCGGAGUUAGAGAUCUUGUUAAUAGAGUCAGCGCUUUGUGAACUGACAGUCAGCAAUUCUGAACAUAAAAUGUACUUUCAUUUCCCGUCCACUUCUGAGUUCUUUGGGAGCAAAAUAGUAACGACGCUUCUAGAUGUCACCUUGCUAUCAGUCGAUCGUAAAGGAAUGGCGAAACAUGUUGGAGACGAAGAUGUGGCUUUGUCCUUUAUGGAAAAGCGUGAUGAAACAAUGGUUCCAUUGGAAGACUGGUGCAAUCAUCGUAAAAGACUAAUAACUGAGCUUAGAAGUAUAUCACCGCUUUUGAAUAUGAAGACCUAUCCCGUGGCAGCGAUCUGUACUGCUGCUCUAAUUGGUGCUGGUACAGUAGCGGUGGUUGGAUACUUUUAUCCGGAGCUGGCAAUUGCGGGCGUGCUUAUUCUUGGAGGGAUAGCCGUGGUUGUUGUGAUCUUCGAAGUUCUAAUCAAGAAGGAAAGAAAGCGCAAUAUGUACAGAGCAUUAGAGCUUCUGAGCCUUGACGUUUUUUUCACCUCCGAGUUUAUCAAAGCCAUCGCACCGCAUACAGAAGAAGAACCCAUUGUUCUGGACAUAGAAGAGCGUCUCAGCUGUCGAAAAGAUUUUAAGUCAGCCGUUUGGAUGAAAGUCUACCAUGCAUGGAAAGCAUUAGAGACGCCUCAUCACACUGCGAAUAUCUACGUGCCGAAUUUACCGGAAAUCUCUGAACUACUACGCAACUACGCCGAUAACGCGAAAGGAGAAUGUGAAGACAUCCGUCGAAUGAUGACUGAAAAUACAGCCUAAUAACACUGACAACGAGCUCAGCCCAUACUUUGCAAGCUUCAUUCAUGCUAUAAUGCUGUGGAUCUGAGUAAUUUGGUAUCUAGAUAUUAUACAUCCAAGUUUUCUCCAAUCAGCGAUCAACAACAAGAAUGGUAACAAAAAAGGACAAAAAUUUGUCAGCAACAUUCGUAGGAGCCGCAGAAGCGACCGAAAUUAUUUACCAGUCAACCUAAUAUUUGUAUAUGUAUG